GUUGUCUUCCCCACCAGUACACUCAUCGAUACAUAAACAACGUGGUAUCUGUUUCUCUCGUGCUGUCCAUCUGACCUACGUGAUCACUCGCUCUUAACAAGGCGGGGAGGAGAAGGAGGGGUGUAACUAUUGCUGUAAUCACGUGACACAGUUCAAGGAUCCUAUUGGUCAAGCCCCUUCCUUGCUUCCCCCUCCUUCCCGCCCUGGACCUCCCACCCUGCAGCACAACGGCGUUAGUGGUGGUCUGCGGCGGGUGUGUGGUGCCUCCUUCCUUUGUUAGCUGGUGUUGGAUGAGAAGCUUGACUUGCGUGACUUGUGGUGAGAUGUGGUGUGAAACAUAGGAAAAGGAAGAAAGGGAGACAGUGAGACGCUGGAAAACCGAGCGAGUGAGUGAGGAGAGAGAAAUAGAGAAAGAAAGGGAUGUGUGUGAUAUACCAUUCCCUGCCUCCUUUCCCUCAUACUGGAGCUUGUGAGGGGAGUGGAGGUGUGUUGCGAGUUGGUCUUGUGUGAACCCCAACACGCCGGAUGGGGACAGCCAGCCAUCAUCCCCUGCAGCAAUCCUCGUCCUCGCCCGCCUUGUCCCUUACAGCCUCCCGCAGCCUCCUGGAUGUAUGCGUCAUCACCGCCGAGCCAAGGUAACCAUGACAGUCCAUCCGAGGGGCAGAUUUGCGAAGCGGUACAGUUGUGUUGGCUGAACAGUUGUGAAGGUUUGCUCCAGUGGGGUGAGUGUGUGGAGGGAAGAGGAGAGGUGUGUGCGUGUGUGUGUGUGUGCGUGUCUUGAGUGGGGAGUGUGGAAACAGCCUGUGGAAAAGGGCAGGUGUCUAUAUGUGUGCGUGUGUGUCUUGACGGUUACCGAUAAAGAGAUCGCCAUGGGCGUGUAGAGAGCAGGUGUGCUGGUGCCGAGAACACCCUCAAGAUGAGCUGCGCGUGUGACUGAGGGAAGCCAGAACGCAUUACGGGCAGCGAGCGUCGCCGAGAGGCAGCCACGCCACCAUGCCUAAGGAGUUCCAGCACCCGUUUUACAAGAUGCCGUGGCUCUUGGAGGAGGAAUACGGGUCACUCGAGGACCUAGACUGCCUCGAGGGUCGUGUGUAUUUGCCCAGGACGACACACCAUGUCCUCCCCCUGUGGGCAGAUGAUGACGACGAUGAGGAGCCUCCCCAGAGAUCCCACGGGCGUCCCUAUCAUGACGGCGGCACCAGUGAGGAGAGUGUGGAGGUUGUGGCUCCCUUGAUUGACCCUCGGCGCGCCGUGCUGCUACCUGGCUACACGGGUGACCACUUCCCCGUGUGGAGGCGAACAGACCCUCCCAAGUAUGUCAACGGCGCCUCCAGGCCUGCUAGGGAACCUAUGCCCAAGGUUGGAAUCCCUAAAAUAGAAAUGCAGAGCCCUGGUGACUCAGACGAGGAAGGCCAGAUCAGUGAGGACACGAAGGAACCUCCUGCCAAGGCGACGAAAGGGACUCGAAAUAGUGACUCGACCAAAUCCCAGCCUCGGAUGUCCCUGAGUUCCCUGAGGCGCUCCUCCACCCUUACCAGGAUCAAUGAGCUACUGCAGAGGGCUCGCUCAGAGGUGUUCGAGGGCGAGGACGGCUUGACGGCCCGUGAGAAGAUCCGACACCUGCUGCGUAACUCACACGCGGACGACGUACAAAGGUGAGUGUUCCCUGCCCCUGGCCAUCACCUGGCUCUUACUUCUCUGUUCUAAUGAUCCAAUUUGCUGUGCAUCACUAUUGUGUCACUGAUGGAGCAUUCACAGCAAACACGCUUUAUGGUGCUGCCUUGCCUUUUUCUUGUCGAUUUCAAGCUGCGUUUCGUUCCCUCGAUACCUCGAGGGCCGUUUUCUUUUCCUGCGUCUCUCUCUCUCUCAAUUUCCUCGGAUGCUUUGCACUUUCUUCCUAUACCUAUUUUCCUCCCAUUCUUACACCGUCCAUCAAAUCGUGGCGGUAAACGACUCAACACACAGAUACAUACGUUACGCUGAGUAAUCAAUAUUGAGCGUAUGUAUUGAAGGCGGGUAGUAAUUUCCAGACGUACAUUGGCUAGUCAGGCAUCUUGAUUGCUCCCCUGGCGCUGCCCUAGGUGGCGCCUCCUUCUACAGGUAUGUUGGCAGGUGUGUACUGUGUGCAGGUCUGGAUAUUCCUAAAGGAUAUGAGACGGAUUUGUCGUCGGUCAGUUUGCCGUGUUUUGUGCAGGUGUGUAUGAGUGUGUGCUGGUGUGUCAGGUGUCGUGGCCAGGUGUGGGCGUGUGAGGAACGAAGGUGAC
Molecule: messenger RNA, 2264 nt
Organism: Scylla paramamosain (green mud crab)
Lineage: Eukaryota; Metazoa; Arthropoda; Malacostraca; Decapoda; Portunidae
Exons: 4
Coding region: 994-1659 (221 amino acids)
Source: RefSeq, a predicted model, not a curated record